This is a messenger RNA of Eutrema salsugineum, 782 nucleotides long. RefSeq lists its product as uncharacterized. The coding region runs from base 219 to 572 and encodes 117 amino acids. The transcript is spliced from 3 exons. The record is from RefSeq and is a predicted model, not a curated record. Lineage: Eukaryota; Viridiplantae; Streptophyta; Magnoliopsida; Brassicales; Brassicaceae.
GGUAGAUAGAGUAAUCUUAUUCCUGGCGUGAUUAAAUUCGUUAACACCACCAUCAUUAACCUUUCUUUAUUCAAAAUCCGGUACUUAAUACAUUUGUCGUAUCGCUCAGAUCAAUCAUCCCCCAAUAUUAAGCUCCUUUUUUUUUUUUUGCUUUAACUUAUCGUCUCCUUGUAUAAGAGAAUAAAAACUACUCACUCUAUAAAUUGAAGCGUCAAGAAAUGAUCAACGCGUUUAAGACAAUCCGAUCACUUCCUUCAACCACCGUCUCUUUCUUCUCACCAUCGUCUCGAUUUGGCCGCAAAGCUACCGGAGUUAGUUUCGCCACCGCUCCCGACCAGCAAAAGAUGGAUAAAAAGCCUGAAAAUCAAAAAGACAAAAACGGUGACGUGAUGUCGCAUUCGUAUGGAGAAGGGUACGCAACGAGGUCUGAUGAAGAAGGGUUUGGAGGAACCUAUGGAGGAAAUCAAACCUUCCAAAAGGAUAAAAAGGAGAUCAAUGAGAAUCACCCUGAUUACGAUAAAACUCAAGGAAGUGAAGCGAAGGAGAAGGAGAAAUCAAGGAACCAAACAUAAUCCCACUGAUGAAGAAUAAUGAUUUAGCUUUCUUGUUUCUUUUUUGUUUAAUGCUUUAAUAAAUCAGACUUAUGCUCUGUAGACUCUGGCUAAAGUUUUUUUUUAAUGGAGUUUAGUAACUUUCGCUGCUCCAUUUUUUUUUUUGGGUUGUUAUCCUUAUCGCUUAUGUAAUACUCGUUGACUUGUUUUUAUAGUUUGGUGGUUUUUUUU